Messenger RNA from Girardinichthys multiradiatus, 1449 nucleotides. RefSeq names its product stanniocalcin 1, like (gene stc1l). NCBI's taxonomy places the organism in Eukaryota, Metazoa, Chordata, Actinopteri, Cyprinodontiformes, Goodeidae. Gene Ontology annotation, cellular component: extracellular region. The record is from RefSeq and is a predicted model, not a curated record. Gene Ontology annotation, biological process: intracellular calcium ion homeostasis. Gene Ontology annotation, molecular function: hormone activity. The coding region runs from base 181 to 1038 and encodes 285 amino acids. The transcript is spliced from 6 exons.
CGUCUGAUCUCUCGCUGUUCUUGGUGUUUCUGUAGAGCAGAUGGAUCUGACUCUUCAUGCCCCAUCCGUUCCUUUAUUUUUUUUAGCUCCAAUAACCAAGGAAAACUUGAUCAGUACCUGGACUCGACUCCUCGGACAAAAUAAUUUAAAUUUGACUGAAACAGUUUCCAUGCAAGCGUUAUGGCUGUGUCUAAGAAUCGUGGCACCCUGCGGGAUCUUCAGCUGGCUCUGCAGCUGAAGAUAGAGGAGCUCCGACAGAGAGACGCUCUCAUCGAUGAGCUGGACGCCAAGGAUGAUCUGAUCCGACAGCUGCAGGUAGAGCUGGACAAGCAUCGCAACUCCUCGCAGCAGCACAUAGCCACCCCUGAGCAGCCAGUAAACACAGAUGAUGUGACCAGAUGUUUGAACGACGCUGUGGCUGUGGGCUGUGGGUUCUUUUCCUGUCUUGAAAACUCGACCUGUGACACCGACGGCAUGCACGAGAUCUGUGAGCUGUUCCUUCAUGCUGCUGCCACCUUCAACACAGAAGGUAAAACCUUUGUGAAGAAGAGUCUGCAGUGCAUUUCCCAGGGAAUCUCUAACAAAGUCUUCCAGACCAUCCGCCGCUGUAGCAUCUUCCAGAGGAUGAUUGCUGAGGUUCAAGAGGAGUGUUACACUAAUCUAGACAUCUGCACUGUGGCUCAAUUGAACCCUGAUGCCAUUGGAGAGGUGGUACAGGUGCCGACUCACUUCCCCAACAGAUACUAUAGCACGCUGCUACAGACGCUGCAGGCCUGUGAUGAACAGACAGUGACAGCGGUGAGGACUGGGGUCAUGACCCGCCUGGGGCCCGACAUGGCAAGCUUCCUUCAGCUCGUCCAGAACAAACCCUGCACCCCCAGCUCUGACUCUGGUGCCUACAACAACCCGUCCAGCUGGAGGAACAUGCCUGUGUUUAACAUCCAGCCUGGCUUCAGGGGCCGCGACCCCACUCACCUGUUUGCCAAGAGAUCUGUGGACAACCAGGACAAAGAGGAAGGGGUUCGAGCUGACAAUUAGAUGACUAAUUCUGAAAAAAUAUAUAUUAUUAAAAAUUAUUCUGAUAUCUACAGGAGCAAACAGCUUUAGGUGGUAAUUUGGGGGAAUUUAUGAUUCUUCCAUAUCAUCCAUGAGUUAACUGAUGUGAUCUUGUUACAUGCAUUGUAAAGGUCACUCUUAUUACUCUUAUUAUAAUUGAUCUGUAUUGUCCAAAAUUAAUUUAUUAGUGUGUCAUGGUGGUAUAUUAGCCAGAGAAAAAAAAGGAGGAUGAGGUGUACAGAAGAUGCUUUCAUGCUGGUCGUGGAGCCUCAUUUUACUGGUCUUUAAAAUCACUUUAUAAGCUGUUAUGUUUAAAAAUGCUUCAGUGUCUAUCAAAAUGUGGAAUUCAACUUGGCUAGUUGUAAAACUGGAAAUAAAUGAUAUGACUUAUAA